AUGACACCAUAUUUUGUCGUUUCAGUGCCAGACUCCACCACCCCGCCUGUAGAGCCACCAGGGACUUGCAUCGGCUACGGAGAUCCCCAUUUUGUUACAUUUGAUGGCUAUCCUCAUACUUUUAUGGGGAACUGCACUUACACACUCACCAAGCUCUGUGAAGUCAACAGCAGUUUGACAGAUUUCAAUGUUGAAGUUGCACAUGAGUACAGAGGGGGAAACACUCAAGUUUCCUAUGUCAGCCAAGUCAUGGUGGAUGUUCAUGGCUACAUUAUUACUCUAGAAAAGAAAAAGGUUGUAAAGUUGAAUGGAGAGGAAAAACUGCUCCCACUGAACUUGUCUCCUGGUAUAUCAGUUGGAUUUAGUGGCCAGUAUGUUGCUGUCAUAACAGACUUUGGCCUGAUGGUGAAGUAUGAUGGAGAUCACAGGGUUGAAGUUACUCUUUCUAAAGCAUAUCAAGACAAAGUGUGCGGUAUCUGUUCAAAUUUCAAUGGAGAGAGAUCAGAUGACACUCUUAAUCCUAAUGGUAUUAAGGAGCCAAAUUCUGAAAGCUAUGGCAACAGCUGGCAGGUCCAGAACAACUCAAGCUGUUCCCUGGCCUCUAAAUUUGACCCACAAUGCACUGAAGAAGAACAGAGGGAAAUAGAGAGUCACCAGUCCUGUGGCACUAUGCUACCCUUUGAUGGGGUAUUCCAACACUGCCAUCUAAUUGUAGAUCCAAGGCCUUAUUUUCUAAACUGUUAUUAUGACAUGUGUGCAUUGCAUCUGGAUCCAAAUACUCUUUGCCGCCAUCUUCAGGCUUAUGCAGAUGCAUGUCAAGCUGCAGGUGCCAUAGUGCUACCUUGGAGAAAUGCUACAUUCUGCCCCCUGUCGUGUCCUGCAAAUAGCCAUUAUGAGCAAUGUGGCACAUCAUGUCCAGCCACGUGCCUUAAUCCAGGAGCGCCAUCAAACUGCAAUCUCCCAUGUUCAGAGGGAUGUGUCUGUGACCCAGGAUAUGUUCUAUACAACAAUAAGUGUGUUCCAAGUAACCAGUGUGGCUGUUGGGUAGAUGGUAAACAUUAUCCAGUUGGCUCUGAAUUCUGGACCGAUAACACAUGUACUACACAAUGUCAAUGUCUAGCACCAGCAAGUGAUGUAGUCUGUAGAUCUGACAGUUGUCCACCAAAGAACUUUUGUGGCGUAGUAAAUGGAGUUCCUGAAUGCUCUGAGUUUACAUUCGGUGAAUGCAUCAUUUAUGGUGAUCCCCACUAUUACACUUUUGAUAAAAUGACACAUCAUUUCAUGGGGAUAUGCACCUACACUCUGGCUAAGCUUUGUUCCAACUCCUCUUCGCUACCCUAUUUUAACGUUGAAGCAAAGAACGAGCAUCGUGGGAAUCCAACAGUGAGUUACGUGCAGAAAGUAAUGGUAGAAGUCUACGGUUAUCACAUAACAAUUGUUAAACAUGAGCCAGAUCGGGUUUUGCUAAAUGGAAUCUGGAGGACUCUACCUAUCAUCUUGCGAAAUGGAACACUGACAGUGACAAGAAGUGGGACAUAUAUCCUUGUAGAGACAGACUUCUUACUCACCGUGUCUUAUGAUACAGAUCAUACUGUAGAGGUGAAGGUUCCAACAAUUUAUUUUAAUCAGACAUGUGGCAUGUGUGGAAAUCUGAAUAAUGACUACAAUGAUGAGUAUCUUAUGCCCAAUGGACAACAAGCCCCGGAUACCAAUCAGUUUGGGAAUAGUUGGAAGGUAGAUGAUGAUGACCCAACGUGCACACCUGUGCCUCCACCCCCACCAUGCCCUCCAGAAAUAGAAGAAUCAUAUAAAAGUGAUGCUUUCUGUGGAAUCCUAAAAAGCAAAGAAAGUCCAUUCCAAGUUUGUCAUUCAGUCAUCAAUCCUGAUCCUUUCUUUGAAAGUUGCGUAUUUGACCUCUGUAUUCUUGGUGAUGAUGUUCUAUGCACUGCUUUAGAAUCCUAUGCUGCUGCAUGCCAGAGCGUUGGAGUCAAAAUUAAGUGGCGAAAUUCAACCUUUUGCCCUCGUGAUUGCCCGAUUAACAGUCAUUACAAUGAAUGCUCCAAUGCUUGCCCUAGCACAUGCCUAAACCAGAAUGCAUCUGACCACUGUAACAAACCAUGCAUUGAGGCCUGUGAUUGUGAUGAAGGCUUUGUUCUUAGUGGGAGUUCAUGUAUUCCUGUCAGUGACUGUGGAUGUUCUUAUGAUGGCACAUACUAUGAGAAAAAUGAAAUGUUUUGGCAAGCAGAAUGUGUAGGCCGGUGCACAUGCAUUGGAAACAAUCAGGUUUAUUGUACGAAUGAUUCUUGUGGGCCAGAUUUUGCAUGUAAAGUUCAGAAUGGAGUUCUUGGAUGUUACCCAGCAGACAGUAACAUCUGCCACAUUUAUGGUGAUCCGCACUAUAUAACCUUUGACGGAAAACUGUAUGAUUUCCAAGGAUCUUGCAAUUACACAGUGGUAGAAACGUGCAAGAAUACAUCUGAGUACUUCUCGGUCACAGCAAGAAAUGAACACAGAGGAAGCCCGAGCUGGACAGUUUUAAAUUCUGUAGCUGUUAGAAUUGGCAACCAUCAUAUCAUUCUAGGAAAGAACAAAAUUGUUGAGGUCAACGGAGUACAAGUUUCUUUACCUUAUACCUCAAUACCAGGCAUCUCAAUAACCCUAAAUGGUUAUGUCAUAGUGAAAACCGACUUUGGACUUGAGGUGAAAUUUAACGGUGACCAUGAACUAAUUGUAAAAGUGAAUGAAAAUUUCAAAGGACAGCUCUGUGGUCUUUGCGGCACUUAUAAUGGCAAUUACUUGGAUGAUUUCCUAAAGCCUGAUGGUUACCUGGCUCAGAAUCCAAAUGAAUUUGGAAACAGCUGGCGUGUCCCUGAUGAUAACUGGAGCUGUGAUCCCAACACUGUUGAUCCCCCGCCAUGUGAUCCUGUUGAUGAGAAGCAUUAUGAGGAGCAGUGCAAGUUGGUAAUAUCAAGUAAUGGACCAUUCGCGGCCUGUCACUUUUUUGUCCUUCCCCAGCUGUAUUUUCAGAGCUGUGUCUAUGACCUGUGUGCUGCAGGAGGUAGUUUGGAGCAGUUUUGCAAUGCUCUGGAGGCUUAUGCUGGUGCUUGUGAAAGUGCAGGGGUACAACUCGGAGACUGGAGAAAGGACACCAUCUGUGCACCGACACCAACUCCUGUUCCAUCCUGUCCCUGGACUUGUGAUUUUGAUGCUGAUUUCUGUUCUUGGACUCAGUCUAAACUCGAUGAUUUUGACUGGAUUCGUCACAAAGGAUCAACACCUACACCUAACAGUGGACCUUCAUAUGAUCAUACAACCAGAAAUGGUUUCUACAUAUACAUUGAUGGACGUUCCACCAGUGCUGGACAAAAAGCACGCCUCCUCUCUCCUAUUUGCAAUUCUGGAGGUCACCAUUGCCUAAGUUUUUGGUAUCACAUGUAUGGGGUAGCGCAAACAAUGGAAUUAAAUGUAUAUGUUGUAAGGAAUGGGAUAGAAGAAUUGGUGUGGAAAUUAACUGGCCAUCAAGAGGAUACAUGGUUGCCUGCAGACAUUCAAGUGGCUGACAUGAGAAAUGUUCAGGUGAGGUAUAAAUUAUACGCUAGAAAAGUCAUACUGAGUAUUUCAUAUGAUUUUUGUAUCUGAAUUUUAGAUUUUAAUUUGAUAAUAUACUUGAAUAUACUA
Xenopus laevis (African clawed frog) is the source of this 3678-nucleotide messenger RNA. It is a transcript of the gene zan.L, whose product is annotated as IgGFc-binding protein-like. Bases 1 to 3639 code for a protein of 1212 amino acids. The transcript has 12 exons. Lineage: Eukaryota; Metazoa; Chordata; Amphibia; Anura; Pipidae. The record is from RefSeq and is a predicted model, not a curated record.